Prorocentrum cordatum is the source of this 995-nucleotide messenger RNA. The record is from the annotation of a GenBank genome assembly. Lineage: Eukaryota; Dinophyceae; Prorocentrales; Prorocentraceae.
AGUUCCAUAGCCAUUCUGGCUCAAGCGAGCGGGCCGCAGGGCUCCGCCCCCGCGCCGCAAUAUGGCCGCGGCGCGGGGUUGCGCGUCAGGCCCGCGCCGUCGGCGACCAGGGGCGCACUGCGCGCCCAGGUUCGCGGCGCUGGCGCUGGCCGCCGCCUGGGGCUGCGCUUGCUUGGCACGGCGGGGCUCAUCGGGCUUCGUCGCUGGCGCUGCGGCGCCGCGAACGCCCAGGCCAGCGACUCGCCCGCGGACCUUCCGCCGCUUUUACGGCGACCCGAAGUACGACCAGGAGUGGAAGAACGACCCCACCGACCCUCGGUGGGACAAGGAAAAGCGCGAGUUCGAGUGGUUCUUCACGACGGGGCAGUUCAAGGAUAGGGACCUCAAGCUCACGGACUUGCCGAGGCCUGGCGGCGAGGCUCUCAAGGACUUCUGGAACACGAUGUACGAGAAGGGCGUUCUGUUUGCCCUGCUCCAGUCCGUGUUCACAAUCGUGGCCUUCGCCGCGAUCUUCGAGUACUUGCCAAUCCUCAUCAAUGGCUUCCUGAGAGCCGUGUUCAAGAUCCCGAUUCCAGACGCAGCCGCGUGACGUUCGCCUGCGCCGCCCCGGGAUUCGGCGGCCCGGCCCCUGCGCGGGGAUGGGCCUCCGCCGCCGCCACCUGGAUGGCCACGCUGCCGUGCCGCUCAGUGAUGGGCAGUUUCGUUUCUUCCCGCGCGUAGCAUGUUCCUCGAGCGAGACGGCUGGGCGCUGUGGGUUCCCGACCUCCUCCUGCACACCCUUAUUGCCCCAUCGCUACUGUCAUGAUCGUCUCGGUGUGUUCUGCAGGCCUUCUUGUUGUACCGUUCACAUUCGCGCCCUUUCGAGCCAGACCUGUGAAUCUCGCUGGCGUCGGCGCAAAAACACAUAUUUUUUGUUUUGCCGCAGUUCUUUGCGUUUGUGGACCGUCUCUGGGCCAUGGGACCAUCAGAAAAUGGUGCGCGUGGAAAAUACGGAC